Molecule: messenger RNA, 2552 nt
Organism: Electrophorus electricus (electric eel)
Lineage: Eukaryota; Metazoa; Chordata; Actinopteri; Gymnotiformes; Gymnotidae
Gene: rprd1b
Product: regulation of nuclear pre-mRNA domain containing 1B
Biological process (GO): mRNA 3'-end processing
Molecular function (GO): RNA polymerase II complex binding
Source: RefSeq, a predicted model, not a curated record
UGUUUACCAGUCAUCCAUCCAACCAACGAAUGUUCGCGAAUAGACAAUGUACAUUCAUAAAUAAUAAUAAAUGUGACUUUUAACACAUUCAUUAUUCUUGUAACUUGGCAUACGUUUACACAAUAAUAUCAACAUUAAGUUACGGGAGUUAACAGACUAAACGACAACAUACCACGGUGUCAACACUCACACGACCGGCCAUCUUUUCUCUCUAGCUAGCUAACGCUAGCUAUGCUAGCAAAGUUAGCUUGCUAGCUAACGGAAACUGCCCGGAACGCUUUAUAAAGGCAGCUCUCGGAGAUCUUCAAGCAAAGUAACACCUCGUUCAUUUGACGACGCCAUGUGUUGACUCGCAAACCAGAAAUCAACACAACUCGGCUGUUUUUAACAAGAGACAUAAACUGCUUAAAUCACUUUUGGAUAUACGCUUUUGGACAGUUCCAAACAUGUCCUCAUUUUCCGAAUCUGCACUGGAGAAGAAGUUGUCAGAGCUGAGUAACUCUCAGCAGAGUGUCCAGACUUUAUCGUUGUGGAUCAUUCAUCAUCGCAAACAUUCGUCUUCCAUCGUCCGUGUAUGGCACCGAGAACUAAAGAAAGCUAAAAGCAGUCGGAAGCUGACCUUUCUUUACCUCGCCAAUGAUGUCAUUCAGAACAGUAAGAAAAAGGGCCCUGAGUUCACGCGAGAUUUUGAGGGGGUCCUUGUUGAUGCUUGCUCACACGUAGCAAGAGAGACAGAUGAGAGCUGUAGGAAGCAUAUGGAAAGGCUGUUGAAUAUCUGGCAGGAGCGCAGUCUCUACCGCACAGACUUUAUCCAGCAGCUCAAACUGGCCAUUGAGGACUCCAAUAGCCCCAAACACAAGGCUGCAGAUGAGAAGAAAGGUUUGAAAAGAAGUUUCCAGAAGGUCCAGGAAGAAGAAGAGGAAGAUGACGAUGAUGACUACAGGACUCAGUAUUCUCCCCACGAGACAGAUGGAACUGGCCCUCAGCUGACAGAAGACCUGGUAAAAGCGCUGCAGGAUCUGGAGAAUGCUGCAUCUGGGGAUGCUGCUGUACGGCAGAAGAUUGCCUCUCUCCCUCAGGAAGUGCAGGACGUCUCUCUGCUAGAGAAGAUUACAGAUAAGGAAGCUGCAGACAAGUUGUCCAAGACUGUGGACGAAGCAUGUCUGCUGCUGGCCGAGUAUAAUGGCCGUUUGGCGGCCGAGCUGGAGGACCGCAGGCAGCUGGCGCGCAUGCUCACCGACUACAUCCACAGCCAGAAGGAGGCGCUCAGCGAGCGGGAGAAGAAGCUGGAGGAGUACAAGCAGAAGUUGGCGCGAGUCACACAGGUGAGGAAGGAGCUGAAGUCACACAUCCAGAGCCUGCCUGACCUCUCCCUCCUACCUAAUGUGACUGGAGGAUUAGCCCCGCUCCCCUCUGCCGGAGACCUCUUCUCCACCGACUGAACAGCAGCACACCCACAAGCACAUACCCAUACUCACCAAGUCAUUCACACACUCUCUCUCUCUCUCUCUCUCUCCCCCCCCCCCCCCCCCCCCAUGAAUUUCUUACUCUCUCUCACUCGCUCACCCCCAUCCUUCUCUUGUGCUCAAGAUUUUAAGAAUCCCAGCUCCCACCAAGAUGUGCUCCAGCCACUAGAGGUUGCCAGGGAGUACAAAACCAACAGGACUAUGAUUCCACUGUCACCAGCCUACCAGCUCAUACCUAGCCAGUCCCCAGCCCCCGUGUCUUUGGGUUUUUUUUAAAGGAAACUCCAGCCACUUUUUGCUCCAUGUGUGGAAUUUCACCAAGAGCAAGUGUGGUUCUUCCUUCUCCAGCUUUGGAUAGGACUCUGCUGUGAAAAUAGCGGCAUCCUGUGCUAUGUCUAGUCCUUACUAGAGUUUUAGUUUUACUUUAAAGUGUCAUUUUGCUUUAUUUGCUCAGUAAUUCUCCUAUCAGGUAUUGAUUGUGGCAUGUUUAUUGACAGAGAGUCUGAAGGCAUUUUGUGUUGCUGUGUUAAGCUUCUCAUUCAAAUUAGGUACCUGAAAUAAAGACGAGGGCUCAUGAUUUUUAAGACAACAAAACCACAGCUAAGUGAACAGCAGUGAAGGGAUCAGUGUCUCAGUCUCCCUUGCUCACCUGUUUUACAUGAUCUUGCUGAUGUCAUGUGUUAUGGUUAGCUAAGACUGGCAGCAGGAAGUGUCACUGCAGUGUUAAAUCCAGACUUGUUUGGAAAAAUGAGGCUUAUACACAUUAAAACUUUUAAGUUAUAAUCUGUAUUUCAUUAUUUACCCAGACAUGUACAAAGGUGACAAACUUAAAACCUAGGUUGAUUUUAUAUCAUUUUUUUGUGGUAAUGACAUUUCACUAAAUGAUUUGAUAUGGAUUUUUUUUUUUCUUCUAUUGUCCAGCCCCAUGGUAGGCUGCCAACUCCACAGUGUGGCCUGGUUUCUUAGCUUGGCAGCUGGUAGAACAAACCGGUUUUCUCUAUGCUUUUUUUUGUGUCUUCAUACAGAAACUACUCUUUGUAACAGCCAUGCCUCAACUACCUGAAAAUUAUAUUGUUUUCAAAAAUG